This is a messenger RNA of Pocillopora damicornis (cauliflower coral), 1391 nucleotides long. RefSeq names its product cilia- and flagella-associated protein 298. The record is from RefSeq and is a predicted model, not a curated record. Gene Ontology annotation, biological process: regulation of cilium movement. Lineage: Eukaryota; Metazoa; Cnidaria; Anthozoa; Scleractinia; Pocilloporidae.
UAUAUUUUCCGCCAUCUUCGAUUGUGAAGGGUGUCCAAUAUUCGCUUUUGAAAUGGUGAAAUUACACAUUAAACAAGGAGAUGAGAGUCUAUUCCUCAUCGAAACAACUUGCCAAGCAGAAAUUUCCGAGCUGAUACCUCAAAUUGUUCGGAUCCAGAAUGGCAGAUUAAAAAUUGAACGUUUGUUUUACGAGAUGGAAGAGCUUGCAAAACACGGCAUAACCCUUCCACCCAACAUGCAGGGACUUGCAGAUGAACAGCUGUCUGAUCUGAAUCUCCAUGAUGAUUGGGAGGAUGAGUGUGUUCCCAGUGGAGGUAUCAUUGAACGUAAGGACCCACUUGGCAGACGGAAUGGGAAAGCACCCAGUGAGAAAAUGGCAGAGGUCAUCAACAGAACAAGAAAAGAAGCAAAGGCUAAAGUGUCCAAGGAACAAGUGGCAGCAAAUCUCUCUCUCACUGAUGAGAUUAUUAAAGAUUCUUUAGAUCAAAUGAGAGGAGCUGUGAUGAUUGUGUAUCCCAUGGGAUUACCUCCCCAUGAUCCUAUCAGACAUGAACUGGAAAACAAAGAGGAUUUAUCUGGAACUCAGGCUUCCCUUCAAGUCUUGGAUGGAAGCACUACCCAAUUGUGGUGGGCUGGGAAGGAGCUUCAAAGAGGGAAAAAGCUGCAAGACUUCAUUGGGAAAAAUGAGAAAACAAAACUUAUUGCCAAACUUCAAAAGAAGGGACAAGGGCCACCCAGCAGAGAACCGGUGUUCAGUGAAGAGCAACGGAAACAAAUGAUGGCUUAUGCUUACAGGAAACAAGAAGACCUUAAGAAACUUGAAACAGAUGAAGACGACAGUUACCUUAACUCAGACUGGGCGGACCCCCAAGCACUUAAAAGACAAUUCCACGGUGUUGGGAACGUUAAAUGGAGACCUUAGGAGGAAUGGCGACGGUUAAUUACUUCAGAUGUAGGGCUAGCUUAAUCAAAUAAUCAACUAGUUUUCGUAAUCAUUUUCCUGCUUGUUACUUAAUGUGAAAGGAGGUCACGGUAGAUUACAGCCGUAACAGACAUACUGUCGUCGCGAUUUAAAGCUGCAGUCCUUGAACGAAGGGUGGAGAAGGAAAUUACGGACGUUCUGAAGGUGUGCCCUCUCAAGAUUUUUCCUUAAAUGUCAAGUUCACCAGUUGAAUGAGAGCAAGAAUGGACAAGAAACUUCUUAGGGCGAUCCUUUCAUUGCUACGUUAGCGCUGGGCGGUGAAGUAACAACAAAAUAAUCUCACUGAAUUAUGGUGAGCAAGAUCAAGAUUAUGGUGAGCAAGAACUGUAUGGAAACAUUUAGUGAUCUAGGGUCAAGUUUAGGAGAUAUUCGGUAUAACUUUAGGUGAAAAGUUCACACUAAGGCCUAC